AUGGCAAGAAUUUCACUAGGGAUAUGUCUGAUGUUUCUUGUAGCAUCAAGCGUGAUGUACGAAGCGCAAGGACACUUCUUGUUAAAGAACUACUUGAGGAGCAAUUUCCCAAGAACGUGCAACGAGUUUACACCUUACGCUAACAAGGGUAUGAUAACCUUCGCGACCGACCUGGAAGUUGGUUGUCCCCAGACCGUAGAGUUCAAAGAGUUCUUUACACAGUUUAAGAGUUACAUGACCUUCAUCGAAACGUCAUCAACCACGUCGACAAACAUCAACGCGAAGAUGACAACAAAAUGUGAUGGCCUCUUCAAGGCUAUGUCUGCAUUGAAUGGUGGUGCUGCCGCAAAAUCAGCUGAUGCAGGGAAAUUCAAGGCGACCAUGCUUUCUAUGGGACAGACUUUGGUUCAGCAGAAGAAGAGUACAGUGGUGAUGUCGCUAACUCAAAAGAAAUCCUUAGUCACGGCUAUGGUGCAGUGGACUAAAAUGAUCGCUACAUUCGUGAAGACCGCCUCUGAGACGAAAGGAAAGACAAUCGAUAUUGCAACUUACGGGCUUGACGUCGAUGUUAACGACCAAGCAAUCAUGGGAAGCACAACAAGCACCCAAACCCGUUCUUCAUCCUCAACCAAAGCCGCUUCUUCAUCCUCAACCAAAACCCAAUCAGAAUCCUCAACCAAAAUCGGAGCUGUUGCGGCCAGUGGCGAAAAAGCCUCUGCCAAGACAAAAGAAGCCAGCGGUGGAGCCGCAUCAAAGAAAACCGAAAAUGCAUCCUCAAACAAGAGCGGAAGUGGCUCUUCCAAGUCAAAAGAAACCAAAACCGGAAGUGGCUCUUCCAAGUCAAAAGAAACCAAAACCGGAAGUGGAGCCACUUUCAAAGACACUACUGGUUCCGGCAGCCCGAGUGGAAGUCCCACUAGCAGCCCUUCUGGUGAGACUUCUGUCAAAGGUAAAUCCUCUAGCAAAGGAAGCGCAAGUUCAAGUGCAAGUGCAAGUGCUUCUUCCGAGAAGAAAGAAGCCAAGGCUGAGAAGAAAGAAGCCAAGGCCGAGAAGAAAGAAGCUAAGGCUGAGAAGAAAGAAGCCAAGGCUGCAAAGAAAGAAGCCAAGGCCGAGAAGAAAGAAGCCAAGGCCGGAAGUGCUUCUUCCGAGAAGAAAGAAACCAAGGCCGGAAGUGCUUCUUCAACCAAGGCCGGAAGUGCCUCUUCGGAGAAGAAAGAAACCAAGGCCGGAAGUGCUUCUUCAACCAAGGCCGGAAGUGCCUCUUCCGAGAAGAAAGAAGUCAAGGCCCAAGGUGCUAGCGGAAGUGCUUCUUCAACCAAGGCCGGAAGUGCCUCUUCGGAGAAGAAAGAAGUCAAGGCCCAAGGUGCUAGCGGAAGUGCCUCUUCCGAGAAGAAAGAAGUCAAGGCCCAAGGUGCUAGCGGAAGUGCUUCUUCAACCAAGACCGGAAGUGCUUCUUCAACCAUGAGCGGAAGCACAGCUACAGCAUCAUCUAGCACAUCAGUGAAACAAGUCGAGACUGAGACUUCCAAAGAAGUAAUGUCAUUCGUAAUGGGGCUCGAGAAGAAGUACUCAUCACAGUCAGAGCUCAAGCUCUUCUUCGAGAAGUUGAAGGCUUCCAUGACUGCCUCCUCGACGAUUUCUUCCAAAACCGAGCAGGACUAUGUUUCUACCACAAGAGCAGCCUCUACUAAACUCACUGAAGCGAUGGCUUUAGUGAGUUCAAGGAUGAGCAAAUCAGCAAAGAUGAAGAGCAACAUGGAAACUAGCCAAGAUCAGUUGUUGCAGUCUCUCAAACAACUACAAGAUAUCAACAGUAAAAUCGUCACCGCGAAGACAGUGACAUCGGCACAACAGACAGAGAUUAAGCAGACAAUCACAAAGAUGGAACAAGUCACAAGCCAAUAUGUUGAGACUGCUUCUUCUUCAUCUUCCUCUUCCUCUUCCUCUUCCUCCUCAUCUCAGACUCAGCAAGGCAGUAUGGGGAUGGUCAAGAACAACUAA
Microthlaspi erraticum is the source of this 2001-nucleotide messenger RNA. Lineage: Eukaryota; Viridiplantae; Streptophyta; Magnoliopsida; Brassicales; Brassicaceae. The record is from the annotation of a GenBank genome assembly.